GUCAGUCGGCUGUUUCAAACCCGAAGCUGCGCGAUGAAAAGUUGAAGUGUUUUUCUUUUUUUUAAAAAAAAAAAGCGGCAGCGGAGUCACACACAGAAGAGUUUUGACGGACUCAUUCACGCUGUUGGUUCGGUCGCGAUGGGACUCCCCACUCUGGAGUUCAGUGACUCCUUCCUGGACAGUCCGGACUUCAGAGAGCGGAUCAAAUGCCAUGAGAUAGAACUGGAACGCACCAACAAGUUCAUCAAAGAGCUCAUCAAGGAUGGCAACAUGCUCAUCACUGCGCUCAAGAAUCUUUCGGCCGCUGUCCAGAAGUUCUCGCAGUCCUUGCAGGAAUUCCAGUUUGAGUGCAUAGGCGAUGCGGAGACGGAUGACGAGGUGAACAUUGCGCAAUCAUUCAAAGAGUUCUCCCAGCUGCUGAGCACUAUGGAAGAAGAAAGAAGACGCCUGAUUCAGAAUGCAGAUGAUGUUUUGAUUACACCCCUGGAAAAGUUCCGGAAGGAACAGAUUGGCGCAGCAAAGGAAGGGAAGAAGAAAUUCGAUAAGGAAACGGAGAAGUACUACUCCACACUGGAGAGACACCUCAGCUUGUCAUCCAAAAAGAAGGAGGCGUAUCUGCAGGAGGCUGACACGCAGAUUGAUAAGGAGAGGCAACUGUUUUACGACGCGUCCCUCGAGUACGUUUUCAAAAUACAAGAAGUGCAGGAAAAGAAGAAGUUUGAGUUUGUCGAGCCGCUCGUCGCCUUUCUUCAGGGUCUGUUUACAUUCUACCAUGAAGGAUAUGAGCUGGCUCACGAAUUCGAGCCGUACAAACAGCAGCUUCAGUUCAACCUACAGAACACUCGGAACAACUUUGUGAGCACCAAGCAGGAAGUGGAGAAGUUGAUGGAGAGGAUAAGGUCUGCUGAUCAGGACUAUAAACCCCCAGGCCAGUGGACGAUGGAGGGCUUCCUGUACGUCCAAGAGAAACGUCCUCUGGGCUGCACGUGGAUACGUCACUACUGCACGUACGAGAAAAGCAGCAAGACCUUCACCAUGAGCAACACGGAACACAAGUCGGCUGGCAAACAGAACGGUCUCGUCCUCAGCCAGCCCGAGGUGUUUAAACUCAAGUCCUGCAUUCGGAGGAAAACGGAUUCCAUCGACAAGCGUUUCUGCUUUGACAUUGAAGUCGUGGAGAGAAAUGACAUCUGUCGUGGAACUCUUUUCAGACCACUCCGAUUUUUCUGUAAAGUCCGGCAUGGCGUUAUGACGUUGCAGGCGCUGUCAGAGCCUAACAGGAGACUGUGGCUGGAGGCCAUGGACGGCAAGGAGCCGAUUUACAACCUACCAGCCAUAUUAAGCAAAAGGGAAGAGACGUUCCUUAAUGAGGCGGGAUUCAACUUUGUGAGGCGCUGCAUUGACCUGGUGGAAACGAGAAGUAUAAAUACGAUGGGAUUGUACAGGAUUGGAGGGGUCAACUCCAAAGUACAGAGGCUGAUGACCACCGUCUUCUCAUCCAAGGCACCUGUGGACAUGGACCUGGAUCCAGAGACGUGGGACAACAAAACCAUCACCAGUGGUCUGAAGAAUUACUUCAGGUGCCUCUCUGAGCCUCUAAUGACCUUUAGGCUCCACAAAGAGUUUAUCAUGGCUGCCAAGUCGGACGACCAAAACUACAGGGUGUGUGCCGUCCACACUCUGGUUCAUAAGCUGCCUGAGAGGAACAAGGAAAUGCUGGAGCAGCUAAUAAAACACCUUGUCACGGUCUCCACACAAAACCAGCACAAUCUGAUGACGGUGUCCAACCUGGGUGUCAUCUUUGGACCCACCUUGAUGCGAUCACAAGAGGAGACUGUGGCCGCGAUGAUGAACAUCAAGUUCCAGAACAUUGUGGUGGAGAUACUCAUUGAAAACUUUAAUAAGAUCUUCCGCCAGCCUCCGGAUCCGAAUGUGCCCCUCCCCCAACCACAGAGCCGACCUGGCUCGCGCAGGAGCAGGGCCAUCUGUCUGUCCGCGGGGCCCAGGAAGCCCCGCAGCCUUUACACUCCAACGCUGUGUUUGGCAGAUGCAGAAAGUCCCUGCAUAGGCGACACCGUCAGCAGCAGUGCGAGCAGCACCCCCAUGGGCAGCAUGGAGUCUCUGUCCUCCCACUCCUCUGAACAAAAUACCUCCUCCAAGACAGCCUCAUCCGCUCAGGCCAAGGAGAAGUCGCUCCUGGACCUGCGUCGAUCGCCGUCAAAGCUCUCGAAUGGCCCCAGGACCACAGUGUGCCUCAGCAGCCCGGAGUCCAGCUCCAGGGAGUCGGAGGAUGCGCUUAGCGUUUCCUCCGUCACCACCGCACCCAGGCUGUCGCCUGCGCCCAAGAAAGCCCCACACUUCCGUCCUGACCUCAGGCCAGUUCAGCUGAACCGUUCAUCGGCUCCCUCUCUGAAAUCACUGCUGAAUUCUGAAGUGGAAAGGAGUUAUUGCCUGUUACGUCUCCCUCCAGGCCACCAGAGCUGCUCUGGAUCUGUCCAAAGUCUGUCAUCGAUGGAGGCCAAAGAGAGCUCGAAGCCCGCCGAGCACCCAGACCUGCCGCCCAAACAAGUGAUCCGCCGCAAGCUGGACACCUCGGCUACCAACGGCUACCAAAGACCUGGCUCAGUGGUUGCAGCCAGAGCACAGCUGUUCGAAAACGCCACACAGUCCAAUCCCGUUGGAAGAGACGCCAAGGCGAUGUAUUCCUGUGAGGCCGAACACAGCCACGAGCUCAGCUUCCCACAGGGGGCGCACUUUACAAAUGUCUACCCUUCUGUUGAACCAGGCUGGCUCCAAGCAACAUACGACGGGAGAACCGGUUUAAUCCCGGAGAAUUAUGUUGUCUUCCUCUAACAGGUGGUAAACAUCGCAUCUUUUUCAUGGUAUCCAUGGAAAGAAAAAACCCCAAAAACAACAAUUCAGAUGCGAUUUGUUUGUUUGUACUGUUGUAACCAACAUGUAGGUAUUCUUCGCAGAUAACACAGGGCAAUCGACUGCUUUCAUGGGUUUAAUGUGUGUGAAUUAUCGACUGCACUGAUGUAUUUAGUUUCAUUUUCCAAAAAAACAACCACAUGCAAUUUCCACAGGUUUUAUUCCAGUCCAAAAAAACAUUCCAUUUUAAAUUCCCAACAUAUCAAAGGAACACUUUUUUUUCCACCAAGCUGCAGUUUCAUGAACAUUUGAAUUAACUGUAAUGGAACAAACUGUGAUUUUUUUUUUUUUAUUAAAAGAAAGGAUACGAAUCUAAAUCUAUGAGAGACAGAGGAAAAAAAGCAAUGUGGUUAUGCACCUUAACUUUCAUACUCAUGUGACAGCUGUGUCGCCUACAAAUAAGGCUCCCCACACAACUGAGUACAAAUGACGUUAUUUCAUAGUGUCCGUGGCGACAUUUCUUUAUUGUAGACACAGUGUGUAAACUGUGGUCACGUUUGGGCUAAGGAUAAGACAACAGAUGAUUUUAUUGUAAAAAAAAAUCACCAAUAUUACACAUGAGUGGCAUGAAAAUGAGUGCUUAUGUUUUAUUUUGAAGGGUCAUCCCAGGACGUUAGGAUUUAUGACUUAUGAUUUAUUACUUUUGGAAGUCUGGAAAAUACGUAUAUCUUUGUUCUCUAAAGCUUUUUCGGAGCCAUUUUUAAAAGCAGUUACAGUGAUUGACAAAUUUAUUAGACCACCUGUCGAAAAAACUGUUAUUUAUUUGGCAAAUAACAAACUGAAGUCACCUUUUCAUACCCAAUAUUUGAGCCGGCUCACUGGGUUUCUCUGAAAAAUGAAUUACAUUACAUUACAUGUCAUUUAGCAGUCGCUUUUAUCCAAAGCGACUUACAAGGGAAUUGAGUACAACCUGCCAGGGGUGGGGUUGAACUUGCGACCAUGAUGUCUUUUGCACACAGGGUACCGGACUUAACCACUGAGCUACUCCACCCCCAGUUGAGCAUAACAUAAUUCUACAUACUGGUGUAUUAACCAUUACAUAAACAGUAAAAAAAAAAAGAUGCGGCUUUGGAUGCUGGUUUAAUACAUUUGUUAAGCACUGUAGAUUUUUGAAUAAUCGUGAUAUGAGAUUUUCAUGCUGUCCCAUGUCUACUUCAGGUACAAAAAGCACCUGAUUAAGCCAAAUAUUUCUGUAUUUUCUGUGGUCGUCUGCUCGCUUUGACAUCGCCGCCGCAAAAUCAUAGGUUCCAUAUGAAAUGUAAUUGCCAUUUAUAGUUCAGUUGUGUGGGAACGGUCAUUCUUGAGCUACACGUGAACUGUCAAAACAAUGUUUCUGUGUAUUACGAUAAAUGAUCGCGUCAGAUAUAUGCCAUAUGGGGUUUUUUUUUUUUCUUCUUUUUAUUUUUUACAAUAACGUCAUGAAUGUUCAUGAGGCGGAAGCUUUGCCUUCGAUGCGUUGUUGUGGUGCUGUACUCGACUGGUACACUGGCGUACUAGCAAUGACAACUAAACACCUAUCCGAUUAUAGCAUAACGUCAAAGAUGCCACUUAAUAUCACUGUCAAAA
This is a messenger RNA of Solea senegalensis (Senegalese sole), 4497 nucleotides long. It is a transcript of the gene arhgap42b, whose product is annotated as rho GTPase-activating protein 42. NCBI's taxonomy places the organism in Eukaryota, Metazoa, Chordata, Actinopteri, Pleuronectiformes, Soleidae. The record is from RefSeq and is a predicted model, not a curated record. Gene Ontology annotation, biological process: signal transduction. Gene Ontology annotation, molecular function: protein binding; GTPase activator activity. Gene Ontology annotation, cellular component: cytoplasm. The transcript has 25 exons. Bases 139 to 2853 code for a protein of 904 amino acids.